Messenger RNA from Kuraishia capsulata CBS 1993, 2121 nucleotides. RefSeq lists its product as uncharacterized. The record is from RefSeq and is a predicted model, not a curated record. Gene Ontology annotation, molecular function: nucleoside diphosphate phosphatase activity. Bases 1 to 2121 code for a protein of 706 amino acids. Gene Ontology annotation, cellular component: membrane. NCBI's taxonomy places the organism in Eukaryota, Fungi, Ascomycota, Pichiomycetes, Pichiales, Pichiaceae. The transcript has a single exon. Gene Ontology annotation, biological process: nucleoside diphosphate catabolic process.
AUGAUACAGACCGACAAUAUAGACGAUAGAUACGGGAUCGUGAUAGACUCGGGGUCUUCAGGUUCAAGAAUCCAGAUCUACACGUGGAAAGACCCAGCCUCGCUACAGAAGGGCUCUUCUGAUGACCAGAUUCUCAACUCGGUGCCGAAAAUCAUUCAAAAUGAGUCAUGGUCAUACAAAAUCACACCUGGGCUUUCGAGUUACGCAGAUAAACCUUCAAAGGUCUGGGAUUCGCAUUUCAAGCAUCUCAUCAAACACGCUGAAGAAAUCAUCCCGGAGUCACACCACGCGCAAACACCGAUUUUUGUCCAGGCAACAGCGGGAAUGAGGCUCUUGCCUGAGAAGAAGCGAGAAAAGGUUUUGGAGGCAACGUGCAAGAGUAUCAAAGGCCAUAGCAAGUUCCAAAUCGAAGAUUGUGCCAGUCACGUUCAGGUGAUAGACGGAGAAACCGAAGGAUUGUAUGGUUGGAUCGGCUUAAACUACCUCAAAGGCACUUUAAAUGAUUAUGACGCCACCAAGUCGGUCGUUGAUCAUUCCUCGUUUGGUUUCAUGGAUAUGGGAGGAGCUUCCACACAGAUCGCGUUCGUGCCGUCCAGUCUGGAAGAGCUCAAAAAGCACGAGGAUGACGUGUACAACGUUUAUUUGAGGAAUAUAGAUGGAAACGCCCAGAGAUGGUCGGUUUUCGUAUCUACAUGGCUUGGAUUUGGUGCCAAUGAGGCCAGGAGAAGACAUUUAAAAUCCCUCAUUUCGUCUUUGCCUGAGGGAAUCUCUUAUGAUCUGGAUGGUGACGGUUACAACGAUAUAAUCGACCCGUGUUCGCCCAAGGACAUGAAGAUUAAGCAGGAGUAUGGAGAUCACAAGUACGAUAUCACGGGUAGUGGAGAUUACGAGAUGUGUUUGAAGCUGUUAUAUCCUCUUCUUCUAAAGAACUUGCCCUGCAAAGACUAUCCGUGCUUGUUCAAUGGUGUUCAUGCUCCGCCAAUCGAUUUUGAGAAAGACAAGUUCAUUGGAGUUUCUGAGUACUGGUAUACGGCCAAUGAUGUGUUCCACAUGGGUGGUGAGUACAAUUUCAUGAAGUACAACGAGAAGCUGAAGGAGUUCUGCGAGAGUCCCUGGGAAGAUAUCCAGGCCAAUUUUGACAAGGGGUUCUACGGAGAUCAGAUUAACCUUCCUUUAUUAAGAGACUCGUGUUUCAAAGCUUCCUGGGUAGUCAGCGUUCUUCAUGAAGGAUUUGGACUGCCUAGAAUCGGACUAGACACUGACUACCUGGACGAGUCCAAGAUCAAGGAGAUCAACAAAGAAGCUGAGCAUGUGCCUUUUGCUAGUGCAAAUCUGAUCGAUGGAGCUGAACUAUCGUGGACUCUGGGAAAAAUCCUUCUUUAUGCGGCAGGGCAGGUACCUGCUGCUGGAACGGCACACUUCGUUGGAAUUGAGUCUAGUUCCGCACUUCCAGCCGCUGCUUCUACUCGAUUUGCAAGGGAAUCUGAUUCUCUUUUUGGUGGUAUGUUCUACCUGCUAAUACUGGUAGCUGUUAUUGGUUAUGCCAUCCAUGCCGGAUUUGUGAAGAAGCUCAAUCCAGCAGGAAAGUUUGCCAUGUCAAAAAUUGCAGAUUCGCCAACUGCACUUGCCAUCAUAGACGACUCGAACCGGGUCUACCAAAAACUAAAGCAAAAAACUAUUGCUUUCUACUACUCCAAACUGGCGCCACAAGAGUCACAGGAUGUCUACAAAGGGUCCCAAGAGUCUGCGAAAAUGGAAGAAGGUCUUGCUUCAAGUCAGCUGAAAGGAUACAUGCCGUCAGUCGGGAAUCUCAGUGGAAAUCUCCGGACGCGAUCGUCAAUGAUGAAUCUCCAACAGGGCAGCGAAGGUGACGACACUGCUCACAGAUCACAUCCCAGCUCUACAUCUCUCUAUGGCAACUUUAUCCAGACCCAAAGACACGGCAGCAGCUCCAGUAUCCCGAGUCUGAACCGUAAUUCGAGUUACGGAAACCCACCGUCGGAUUUCAUGGGCAAGAAGUACAAUCAGUAUCUUGCAGGGUCUAAUCAUAAUGUUGGAAGCAGCAGUGGUUCACACUUGGAUCUGAAGACUUUACGGAAGGAUAAGACUGUUGUUGAUUGA